Molecule: messenger RNA, 1161 nt
Organism: Brassica oleracea var. oleracea
Lineage: Eukaryota; Viridiplantae; Streptophyta; Magnoliopsida; Brassicales; Brassicaceae
Product: F-box protein DOR-like
Exons: 2
Coding region: 169-717 (182 amino acids)
Molecular function (GO): protein binding
Source: RefSeq, a predicted model, not a curated record
AAGUUUAUCGAGCAAUUAAUUGAUGAUAAUUUUGCGUUUCCCCCCAACUGUUAAGGUUUUGAUGAAGAAGCAAGUGUCUGCCUCCGCCGCCAUGAUAUCACAAGACAAUGCUGAAGAAAUACUACUGAAUAUCCCAGUCGAGCUCGUCAUCGAGAUAUUCUCGAGGAUAUGCCGCUCAAGUGUAUCGCGAGGUGUCGUUCCGUCUCAAAGCGGUGGGCCUCCGUACUCCGCCGUCCUGACUUCACGGAGCUGUUCUUCACCAGAUCCCUGGCUCGCCCGCUGCUAUUGUUGGCCCGCCUAAAAGAGAAAGAGGUGAUCUUCUUCUCCACACCUCAGCCUCAAAAUUUGGGUGAGAAUGUGUCUCUUGAGCACGGCUACUAUUUAUCGAAUAUUAUCAAUAGAUUUUUCUGUAUUAGCCAUUAUCGGAUCCUAAGAGGGAAUAAAAUUCAACAGUGUUGUGGACCAUUAGGAAUUGGGAACAUGACAUGGAGAUUGAUUGAAUGUGACGUACCCCAUUCUUAUCCGGGGACAAAGUCUAUAUGCAUCAAUGGUGUUUUGUAUUACAAUGCUCGCGAUUCCAAUGGUGAUGAUAUGGUAGUUCGCUUUGAUGUCAGAUCUGAGAAGUACAGCUUUGUUAAUUUCAUUGAAAGACGAAUGCUUCCUGUAACGCUGAUAAACUUCCAAGGUAAAUUGGCUUCUGUAAGGUUGUCAAGGUAAGUUUAGAGAUGUGUAUUCUAGAAGACCCUGAAAAACAUGAAUGGUCUCAACGUAUUUUCAGCUUGCCUCCUAUGUGGAAGGGUGUUCAUGCAAGGGAGCACUUUUACUUUGAUGGAGUGACUGCUACAAAUGAAUUUGUUUUUUCUCCGUUCUUUCCAUCCAACCCUUUACAUGUUUACUACUACAAUUUCGUCAAGAAAACUGUAACCAAAGUUGAAAUCCAAGGAAUGGGAGCUUUUGAGAGGCGGCGAUCUAGAGUUGACAUAUUUCUGAACCAUGUAGCAGACGUGAAGCUUAUGUAGUUGUUUUAGGACUUUGUAACGGAUGCUGGCUCUUAAGUUAUUAUCUUGUGGUCUUGAUUAGAGACUUUAUCUUUCACUUGCUUUUGAGUUUUUGCUAUAACUUUUUUCAGUUCUUGGAAUGAAUAUUCUCAGUUGUCUACCA